UACGUAAGCAGAACGCGCCGAAUGGAAGUGUGUUCAGUAGCGGUGCGAGGCGGCUAAGUAUAGCAAAAAGGAAGGAUGCCGUUGCCACCUGCUUUGCUGGCUCGCCUAGCCAAGAGAGGAAUUCUGAAACAUUCAGAGCACGAAACAGAGGAGGAGAUUAUUGCAGAAGACUAUGACGACAACAAUGUAGACUACGAGGCUACCAGAGUAGAGAAUCUACCCCCGAACUGGUACAAGGUGUUUGACCCUGCUUGCGGUCUGCCGUACUACUGGAAUGUGGAAACCGACCUGGUCAGCUGGCUCUCCCCGAACGACCCGGGCGCUGUCAUUACCAAGGCAGCCAAGAGGAUGCGAGCAGCCGAGGCAGGAGAGGACCGAGGAGAGAGGCAGUAUGAGAAGCCAGAGAGAGAACGGGACAGGGACGAGGUGAGGGAGAGGCGGCUGCAGCGCAGAGAGGACAGCGCCCCCUACGGCAAGGCCAAGAGAGGGAGGGAACGCAAGGACGAGGAGAUGGAUCCCAUGGACCCCAGCGCCUACUCCGAUGCCCCCCGGGGGACGUGGUCGACUGGGCUGCCCAAGAGGAAUGAGGCAAAAACGGGGGCCGACACCACAGCGGCAGGGCCGCUGUUCCAGCAGCGACCGUACCCCAGCCCGGGCGCCGUGCUGCGGGCCAACGCAGAGCUCACCAAGGUCAAGGAGUGACAGGGGGUGGGGGGGCGCGAGGUCACGAGGGUGACAUGGGACAGACGUGCCACGGACCUCACCUCGUCGUGAUCCUCUGCGUCCAAACGCACUGGAAGAAGCCGAAAUGCUGUUUAUAUAUUGCUUACUGUAGAAUAUUUGUAAAUAUUUGUGUCAGGUUUGUAAAAGUAAACAGCAAGUCCCUGCAGUAGAGCUUGACUGGGAGCGCGCAUUCACCAACUAAUGAAGCCAUCCAGGCUUAGUGAACCAUUAAUACAGAUGGGACAGUUAAUUGGAAAGGACAUGCUAUUUGUUUGACAAAUUAAAAUGUGUAAUUUGGAGCCAAUGUUUUGUAAUGGAUUUAGUAAUUGGAUGUGCGUAAUGGGAUUUUUUUCAGCUAUGGAAUUGGGGCUUAUGAUGCCCCCUUGUGGCCGACUGUCAUGUAAUGCAAAUGUGUUGUCAUUUUUUAGACCGAAUACAGGUUUGGAGCAGAGUGAUAAAGAUUGGCAUUUGCCACUUGCUGUUUGAAACAUACCAUUGUACUAUGCUGAGGAAGUGUUUUUUAUAAAGAUCUGCUAAAUGAACCAUACUGAGGAUGGCCAAAAUUUUUUUUUCGUUCGUGGCUAUCCCUUUUCGUACUCCACUGUCUA
This is a messenger RNA of Megalops cyprinoides (Indo-Pacific tarpon), 1331 nucleotides long. RefSeq names its product polyglutamine binding protein 1 (gene pqbp1). The transcript has 7 exons. Gene Ontology annotation, cellular component: cytoplasm; nuclear body. Bases 76 to 702 code for a protein of 208 amino acids. Gene Ontology annotation, molecular function: ribonucleoprotein complex binding; protein binding. Gene Ontology annotation, biological process: alternative mRNA splicing, via spliceosome. Lineage: Eukaryota; Metazoa; Chordata; Actinopteri; Elopiformes; Megalopidae. The record is from RefSeq and is a predicted model, not a curated record.